Chiloscyllium plagiosum (whitespotted bambooshark) is the source of this 2777-nucleotide messenger RNA. RefSeq names its product solute carrier family 2 member 8 (gene slc2a8). NCBI's taxonomy places the organism in Eukaryota, Metazoa, Chordata, Chondrichthyes, Orectolobiformes, Hemiscylliidae. Gene Ontology annotation, cellular component: membrane. The record is from RefSeq and is a predicted model, not a curated record. Gene Ontology annotation, molecular function: D-glucose transmembrane transporter activity. Gene Ontology annotation, biological process: D-glucose transmembrane transport.
AUGCGCAUGCGCCGGGCCCCGCUUUGGGGGAAGGGAUCAAGUAGAGAGACGGCCCCGCCUUCCCCGCGGGGAAGAGGCAAACUACGGGAGGGCCGGCCCCUCGAAACUAAAAGGAAGAUGUGUGGGAUAGGGGAAAGUUGGCAGGUAACUGGUUAAAGGAGGCGGCGGUGCGUUGUGUGUAAACAUAGGCGGAGGAACAAACGGAGCCACUUCGUCGACAAAUGGCGGAGUGGGGGGAGGGGAGUGAGUCACGUGGGAGUCAUACCCACUUGUCCCCCCCCUCAGAGCGCAUGCUCCUCCAGCUGAGUCUGGGUAGCAGUAUCUGGAGGAGACCAUGAGCAAUGAAGAGCAGACUCCGCUCCUUGAGCCUACUGCAGUGGGGUUCACCGAGCAGCAGCAGCAACAGCAACAGCAACAACAGCAAUAUUUUCAUAAAGUGUGGAAUAGGAAUCUGUACCUGGCUACAUUUGCUGCUGUUCUGGGACCUCUUAGUUUUGGAUUUGUCCUUGGUUACAGUUCUCCUGCCAUUCCAGAUUUGCAAUCUGAUUCAAACCCGUAUCUGAAUCUUGAUUCCACUCAGGCUUCCUGGUUUGGGUCCUUAGUUACAAUAGGUGCAGCUGUGGGUGGCAUAAUUGGAGGAUGGAUUGUUGAUAAAAUUGGCAGAAAGCUGACCCUGAUGAGCUGUGCUGUUCCGUAUGUCGCCGGGUUUGCAAUGAUCAUUGUAGCACAGAAUGUCUGGAUGCUCUACAGUGGUAGAAUAUUGACUGGAUUGGCGAGUGGAGUCACCUCACUGGUUGUACCUGUCUACAUUUCUGAAAUGGCUCACCCUAAAGUACGAGGACUGUUAGGAUCCAGUGUUCAGCUGAUGGUGGUAAUCGGAAUCAUGGGUGCAUAUGUCGGUGGAAUGGUCUUGACCUGGUAUUGGCUUGCUGUGUUAUGUUCCUUACCACCAACCCUGAUGGUCGUACUAAUGUGCUUCAUGCCAGAAACUCCACGGUACCUGCUUAGAAAGAACGAACAUGCUGAAGCACUAAGGGUCCUGGCUUGGCUGAGAGGACCUGAAGUAGAUUCUGAAUGGGAAUGCAGACAGAUUGAAGGAAAUUGUGAUGAGCAGGAUACCAAGUUUGCACUUUCAGAGCUAAAAAAUCCAGCAAUUUACAAGCCUUUACUUAUAGGAAUAUCUAUGAUGUUAUUUCAGCAGUUAAGUGGAAUCAAUGCAGUGAUGUUUUAUGCUGAAAGCAUCUUUGAAGAAGCAAAUUUUAAGAACAGCAGUGAGGGCUCUGUCAUAGUUGGUGUUGUUCAGGUAGUUUUCACAGCUGUGGCUGCACUCAUCAUGGACAAAGCAGGGAGAAAACUUCUCCUGGCCGUAUCAGCAUUGAUCAUGUCCGUCAGUACAGCAUUGUUUGGGGUAUAUUUUAAAAUCUGGCAAGUGAAUACCAACAACUCCUCACUACAUAAGGCAGACAUUUUAACUGUUGAAAAUCCAGUUUCUGAGGCUCCAACAUGGCUACCUCUCGUCUGUCUUGUCGUCUUUAUAACAGGUUUUGCGCUUGGUUGUGGCCCUAUUCCGUGGUUGGUGAUGUCAGAAAUAUUUCCAGUCAGGGCGAGAGGCAUAGCAAGUGGAGCCUGUGUCCUGACAAACUGGUCAACAGCAUUUUUGGUAACCAAGGAAUUCCAUGACCUUGUUGAGAACAUAACCCAGUAUGGGACCUUCUGGCUCUUUUCAAGUUUCUGUUUCAUGAACCUGCUCUUCACCAUUUUCUUUGUCCCUGAAACAAAAGGGAGAACACUAGAAGAGAUUGAGGCCCAUUUUAAAGCAACUACUUAAGGGCAGUUAAAUGAAUCACUUAUUUUUUAAUGCUGCUUUUAUUCAAUGUUGUAUACCUGUGAUUAUAUACAGAUCAUUUAAAGUGGUAAUUAAGCAGUACCAAAACCUGGGCCCUCCUGAUAUUGCACCUGUCAAUAUCAUCAUCAUAGUUUAUUCCCCUGCAUCGGUUCCCUGCUCAUCUUCCCCCUUGCUUCAUUUUAACGUGAAACAAAACUUCUAGGGUCAGGAGAAGACCUAGGCACUGCACCAGUAUACAUCAAAACAGAAGAUUGGACCCAAGUAAAUGUAGUACUGUACAGCUGAUUAAUAUGUUUUAAGUUUUAAAAUUUUAUCUUGAUUUGAUUUGACAGUUCAUGGUCACUACAGCAAGGCAGGUUUGUGAGUAAUUUGGUGGAAAAAUUCCAACUGGCAAAUAUUGUAUACAAAGUUAUUUGGGGUAAUUUGGGGGACCUGUGUAAUCUGGAACUAGCAAAUGAGAAAUCUGUUUACAUUUCUCCCCAUUCCCUACUGUCCAAAGUCAAAAUUGCCACUUUGGUGUCCACAGCAUACUUGUUAAAACGAGUAACAAGACCAAUUAUCAAAGCAGCCACUUCAUGCAAACCUAACUUUUAAAAAUGCACAAUUAUCAUACAAUUUUAAAUUGAAGAAAAUUGACAAGGUUAUUUGUUCCUGGUUGCUUUGAUAUGUUUUAGUUUUAAGAGAUUACAUCCUUGGAUUUUCCAUUUUUAACCUAUUUAACAUACUACCUCACUGAAUAAUGUAGCAUACUGUUAAUUCCAUGUUUACCCUUGUUAGAAAAUGUGAAUUAUAAAAUACUUUUUAAAAUGUUGAAUUUUUUGCCAUUAUUGUAAUAAAUUGAACAUAAUGGAAUCUAAGUUGUAUAUCUACUCCAAUUCACUAAUUAGAUAUUGCUUUUCCUGAUCCAAGCACAAGUACAACUUGGCAACUG